AUGCCUCGGGUUGCAGAGGGGCCGCAAUCCAGGGACGGUCACCAAGCGACUACCGCUUGGAUAGGAACCGAGGUUCCCCGGGAGACCCGGACGCCGCUCGUAUUCCCGAACUCGCUGUGCUGGCUUCCUCCGCGGGGCUUGGGGACCUGCGCUCUCGGCCUGGAAUUCCUGCAGGGCUCAGGAGGGGGCACGAGCAUGGAGCGGCUUGGGGGUCUACUCCGAAGAGCGCAAAGGUUGUCCCCAGGACCCUCUCAGACCAUCUACAAGCGUGUGGAGGGCAGCCAGCAGGGACGCCUGGAGGAAGAAGAGGAAGACGGGGAGGAGGGGGCUGAACCGCCGGCCCACUUCUUUCCCAUGGAGCUGAGGGGCCCUGAGCCCCUGGGCUCUCGACCAGCUCGGCAAAACCCUGGACUCUGGGCAGCAGCAGGACGAAGAGCAGCCCCCUACCUGGUCCUGACAGCCCUCCUGAUCUUCACUGGGGCCUUCCUCCUGGGCUAUGUGGCCUUCCGGGGGUCAUGCCAGGCAUGCGGGGAUGACAUCAUGGUGGUCAGCGAGGACGUAAAUGAUGAGCUGAGCCCAGACUCUCACCAGGGCACGUUGUACUGGAGUGACCUCCAGGCCAUGUUCCUGCGGUUCCUGGGGGAGGGGCGUCUGGAAGACACUAUCAGGCAGACCAGUCUUCGGGAAAGGGUAGCCGGGUCGGCAGGAAUGGCAGCCCUGGCUCAGGACAUUCGCGCUGAGCUCUUGCGCCAGAGGCUGGACCACGUGUGGAUGGACACGCACUACGUGGGGCUGCAGUUCCCAGAUCCGGCUCGCCCUAACACCCUGCACUGGGUUGACGCCUCCGGGAAGCACGGGGAGCAGCUGCCACUGGAGGACCCCGACGUCUACUGCCCCUACAGCGCCACGGGUAACGCCACGGGGAAGCUGGUGUACGCCCACUACGGGCGGCCGGAGGACCUGCAGGACCUGCGGGCUCGGGGUGUGGAGCCGGCGGGGCGCCUCCUGCUGGUGCGCUUGGGAGUGAUCAACUUUGCCCAGAAGGUGGCCAGUGCCCAGGACUUUGGGGCCCAAGGAGUGCUCAUAUAUCCGGACCCGGCAGACUUCUCCCAGGGCCCGCACAAGCUCAGCCUGUCCAGUCACCGGGCUGUGUAUGGACAAGUGCACCUGGGGACGGGGGACCCCUAUACGCCUGGCUUUCCUUCCUUCAAUCAGACCCAGUUCCCUCCAGUCCAGUCCUCGGGUCUCCCAAGCAUCCCAGCCCAGCCCAUCAGUGCGGACAUUGCCUCCCUCCUUCUGAGGAAGCUUGAAGGCCCUGUGGCCCCCCAGGAAUGGCAGGGGCACCUACCAGUCUCCCCUUAUCGCCUGGGCCCUGGGCCAGGCCUGCACUUGGGGGUCAACAACCACAGGGCCUCCACGCCCAUCAGUAACAUCUUUGGCUGCAUCGAGGGCCGCUCUGAGCCAGAUCAGUAUGUGGUCAUCGGGGCCCAGAGGGAUGCGUGGGGCCCAGGAGCGGCCAAGUCCGCUGUGGGGACCGCCAUACUGCUGGAGCUGGUGCGGACCUUUUCCUCCAUGGUGAGCAAUGGCUUCCAGCCCCGCCGAAGUCUUCUCUUCAUCAGCUGGGAUGGUGGUGACUUCGGGAGUGUGGGCUCCAUGGAGUGGCUGGAGGGCUACCUCAGCGUGCUGCACCUUAAAGCCGUGGUCUAUGUGAGCCUGGACAACGCAGUGCUGGGGGAUGACAAGUUUCACGCCAAGACCAGCCCCCUUCUCAUCAGCCUCAUUGAGAACAUUCUGAAGCAGGUGGACUCUCCCAACCGCAGUGGGCAGACCCUCUACGAGCAGGUGGUGGUCACCAACCACAGCUGGGAAGCCGAGGUGAUCCGGCCACUGCCCAUGGACAGCAGCGCCUAUUCCUUCACGGCCUUUGCGGGGGUUCCUGCCGUUGAGUUCUCCUUCCUGGAGGACGGCCCGGCAUACCCGUUCCUGCACACAAAGGAUGACACCUAUGAGAACCUGCACAGGGUACUGCGGGGCCGCCUGCCCGCCGUGGCCCAGGCCGUGGCCCAGCUCGCCGGGCAGCUCCUCAUCCGGCUCAGCCACGAUCACCUGCUGCCCCUCGACUUCGGCCGCUACGGGGACGUGGUCCUCAGGCACAUCGGCAGCCUCAACGAGUUCUCUGGGGACCUCAAGGCCCGCGGGCUGACCCUCCAGUGGGUGUACUCGGCGCGGGGGGACUACAUCCGGGCGGCCGAAAAGCUGCGGAAGGAGAUCUACAGCUCGGAGGAAAGCGACGAGAGGCUGAUGCGCAUGUACAACGUGCGCAUCAUGCGGGUGGAGUUCUACUUCCUGUCCCAGUACGUGUCGCCGGCCGACUCCCCGUUCCGUCACAUCUUCCUGGGUCGCGGAGACCACACGCUCCACGCGCUUCUGGAUCACGUGCGGCUGCUGCGCGCCGGCGGCGCAGGGGCCACCUCCUCCCAGGUGGCAAGGGGCCUGGGCUUCCAGGAGAGCCGCUUCCGGCGCCAGCUGGCCCUGCUUACCUGGACGCUGCAGGGGGCAGCCAACGCGCUGAGCGGGGACGUCUGGAACAUCGAUAACAACUUCUGA
Messenger RNA from Budorcas taxicolor (takin), 2607 nucleotides. RefSeq names its product transferrin receptor 2 (gene TFR2). Bases 1 to 2607 code for a protein of 868 amino acids. Gene Ontology annotation, molecular function: transferrin receptor activity. NCBI's taxonomy places the organism in Eukaryota, Metazoa, Chordata, Mammalia, Artiodactyla, Bovidae. Gene Ontology annotation, cellular component: external side of plasma membrane. The record is from RefSeq and is a predicted model, not a curated record. The transcript is spliced from 20 exons. Gene Ontology annotation, biological process: transferrin transport; endocytic iron import into cell.